AAGUACAGACAAAGGAAGAGGGUGCGUAUCGAUAACUCUGACCAGCGGGUGAACAUGGAGCAAAACAAUGACCAGGCACCUGGCAAUAAAGCGGAGAGCGCUCAGGCAACCCGGCGCCUCAGCAUCCAGCGCUGCAUCCAGUCGCUGGUGCACGCCUGCCAGUGCCGCAACGCCAACUGCUCCCUUCUGUCCUGCCAGAAGAUGAAGCGCGUGGUGCAGCACACCAAGGGCUGCAAGCGCAAGACCAACGGCGGCUGCCCCAUCUGCAAGCAGCUCAUUGCCCUCUGCUGCUACCACGCCAAGCACUGCCAGGAGAACAAGUGCCCCGUGCCCUUCUGCCUCAACAUCAAGCACAAGCUGCGCCAGCAGCAACUGCAGCACCGGCUGCAACAGGCGCAGAUGCUGCGCAGGCGCAUGGCCAGCAUGCAGAAUCCCAGGUCAAACAGGCAGCGCGCAUAAACGCAUGCAGUCUCUCGCUGCCACGGCUCAUAAAAUGAGGGGGUGACGUGGUGGAAUUCUCCUUUUUAACCAAAAAAGCAAUGCAGACUCUGCAGGCUGAGGAGUGCUUUCAUAUCCAUGAUUGUGUAAUAAUCUUUAAAGUGCCCCUCCAGAUGUAUUUUAAAACCUUUAAACAUUUUCUGUAUUGAAUAAUAAUUUGUUUAGGAUGAUUUUUUUCACCAAAAAAUAAACUACUGAAAAUGGCUUA
Molecule: messenger RNA, 706 nt
Organism: Anguilla anguilla (European eel)
Lineage: Eukaryota; Metazoa; Chordata; Actinopteri; Anguilliformes; Anguillidae
Product: histone acetyltransferase p300-like
Exons: 2
Coding region: 55-459 (134 amino acids)
Biological process (GO): positive regulation of transcription by RNA polymerase II
Cellular component (GO): histone acetyltransferase complex; transcription regulator complex
Molecular function (GO): chromatin DNA binding; histone acetyltransferase activity; transcription coactivator activity
Source: RefSeq, a predicted model, not a curated record